Molecule: messenger RNA, 2720 nt
Organism: Hirundo rustica (Barn swallow)
Lineage: Eukaryota; Metazoa; Chordata; Aves; Passeriformes; Hirundinidae
Gene: SAMSN1
Product: SAM domain, SH3 domain and nuclear localization signals 1
Exons: 17
Coding region: 450-2393 (647 amino acids)
Molecular function (GO): protein binding
Source: RefSeq, a predicted model, not a curated record
UGGUCUCUCAAAUGUCUAUUUUUGUGUCACUAGGUGGUAAUUGCCAAAAUCUGUUACUGUUCCUCAAGUUUGUAGGAUGAGUAAAUGAGAAGUUUUUCAUUAAUUUGCUUCUAAAUUAUAAUGUUUGUCAUAAAGCUCUUCAUAGCCAACCAUACUUUACUAAUAUGUGAAACCAACCUGAAAUUAUAACUAAAAGAGGGCCUGGGAAAAGCCUUCAAAAAGACUUCUACAUACUUCACAGCAAACUGGAAAAGUAUUUAACAAGUUUCCAAAUGGCAAAAUUGGUUUAAUCCUUCUCUUCAUCAUCAAGCAAUCAGGAUGUUAGGCAACAGUUUGUAAUCUCCAGGGAGAAAUGUACAAACAGCUGGGAGAGCAAGAAGGAACUGCAUUGUGCGGCAGGAGUUUGUGGAGCAGAAUUUUAGGGUACUGGAGUGGAUCUCAAUUCCAACAUGAAUCUUUUCUGUUUUUCUCUGGAGGGCUCGAUGGACAGCUUGUAUGAGCCUGUCCCAGAACAUCGGGAAGCCAAGGAUACAACUACUCCUGAAAGCCAGGCUACCACUCCAGUGAGCACACAGGUGAGCUGUGAGCCACCUGACAGGUCUAUGUCUUUGGAGUUUCCUGACUUUGAGAACACACUGACCAAAAAAAGAAAAUCCAUCCAGAAGUCCAUGUCUGAAAAUGAAGCAUUUGAAGAUAAUAUUAUUGCUGAUGGAAUACAUUUGCUCCAAGGAAAGAAGAUAGAAGAAACAACAUGUCAGGUGAUAAAUUAUGAGCAAUGGAUCCCACCACGAGUUCACAAUCCAGGUGUGCCUGGUAACAGUGAAAUGGGUACAGAACCAGACAAUAAAGCUGAGUCCAGGGGAACAUUAAAAAGAUUGCAGAAGUUGGUCCGAACAAAGAAAACAAGCACACAAAGCUUGGAAGAUGUCAAGCACGUUCUGGUUCCCCUCAAUCCCUUAGAAGACGCUUAUCUCUCUGAAGAGGAUGAAGAAGCGUUAACUUCUUGCAUGAAGCUGUCAAAACCUCAGGAAAAGAAGACGUGGAAAGAUAGCACAAGGAGAAAGGAAGAGGCUGAGACCAGGAUGGAUUUUAUUUCUGCGUCUCUGGGCCGCUCAUACACUUCCAGACUUAAUAACUUAGGAACAAUUUCAAUUCAUUCUGAAACAGAAUUUCACUUGUGGAGUGACUGGAAGCCAUUUCCUGACAACCAGCUCUGUCCUUGUGACUUUUUAAUUUCAAAAAUAGAAGAAUGGGAAAACUGUACUUGCUCUUCUCAUCAGCCACAUCUUACAUAUUCCCUAACUGAUAUGGAUCUACAGUACUCCUGGCGCACGAGCAGCUUCGGAAGCUUUGACCGUUUCAGGCAUCACUCAAUAUCGAAGGCAGAUGAUUCAGCUGAGAUAUCUGAGCUGGAGACUAUAAGUGACAUUGGGGAAGCAGUACAAAUCAAAGCAGCAAACAAUGGAGGAAGUCUGAGUAAGAAGAUGAGAGCCAUUUCACUCACCAUGAAGAAAAAGAUGGGUAAAAAAUACGUCAAGGCACUCUCUGAGGAGAUGAAUGAAGAGGGAAAAGAUGACAGUGAUCCUGGUGGCGGAACACACACUGAGAAGGUCUCCCUAAAAACCAGUGACUCUUUGGAAAGUCUCUAUAGUCUGAACAGUGGCCAGAGCUCAUCUAGUGGGGUGACCAGCUGCUCCGAUGGCACCAGCAACAGGGACAGCCUGCGGUUUGAGGACGAGGUCCCCUACAACGGGCCCUUCUGCGGCCGAGCCAAAGUGCACACCGACUUCACUCCCAGCCCUUACGACACCGACUCGCUGAAAAUCAAGAAAGGAGACAUCAUAGAUAUCAUCUGCAAGACUCCCAUGGGCAUAUGGACAGGGAUGCUGAACAACAAAGUUGGAAAUUUCAAGUUCAUUUAUGUGGAUAUUAUCUUGGAAGAAGAAGCUGCACCCAGAAAGAUAAACUCACACAGAGGAAGCAAGAGGACCGAGCCUAAAACAUUGCAAGAGCUCCUGGAAUAUGUCCACCUGCAGGAAUAUGCCUCAACUCUGCUGCUGAAUGGCUAUGAAACUCUAGAGGACUUAAAGGAUCUACAGGAAAGCCACCUUAUUGAAUUAAAUAUUUCGAACCCAGAAGACAGGGCAAGAUUGUUAUCAGCAAUUGAAAAUCUCCAGGACUGUGACAUUGAAGAACAGCAGAAAAGUGAGGGUGGUCAGGAGACGCAGAACUUAAGCCUUCACCAGAGUUUUGACAAAUCACAGUUAAAUGACUGUCCAAGAGAUUCUGGCUGUUACAUCUCAUCAGAAAAUUCAGAUAAUGGUAAAGAAGAAGCAGACCCAGAAGCCCUGUCUGACAUGGUGCAGUCAAUAACAAUCAGUGAGUCAAACUGAUUCGGUCCUGCUGCUUUUCUGCAGAUUUUCAGAAAAGACAAUCACAUUUGUCAGUGUGAUGGCACAGAAGCAGAACACAAAAUAUUCUCAACACUGAAAAUCUACGUUUUUCUGAUUCAUGAUGCUCUAAACCAUUUCAUAUGUGGACAGUUGAUAGUAAAAUGUCAGUUGAUAAUAAGAAUUUCUCAUGUUUUUCUUUUCAAUGAACCCACAGGUAUUUCCCUGACAAAGUUUAUAGAACAGUAUUUAUAAAUAUUUGUACAGCAAAUGCAUUUUCUAUAAUAGUAAAGAAUUUUUUUAGGUAGUGGUUCAUAAUCUGGAGAUGUU